UUUAGAAGUAGAGCAAAUUUGAACUACUUUAUAUCAUAUUUUGGUGGUUCAACUUAUAGCAAAACUAUUUAUAUUACAGAGUUUUCUGGCAUUUAGUAACUGCAAAUAAAACACAAUGUUUUUGCCUUUUGAAAUGUAGUGAAAAAGAAUUUCCAAAGCACCAAAAGUAAAACACAAAUAACUCAAAGCAAUACUGGAGUGGAAGUACUUCUCCUACCUCUACCGACAUGAAAUAACAAAGCACAUAACUUUUCCCACUCUAAAGUAAACUCAAGAUGUUUCAAAUCAGCUUUGAUAUGAGUGUUUGUGUUUAUCAAGCAGGAGCAGAAGGGGAGAAGAGUGUCGUGAGGCAGGGAGGCAAAAAGAGAAGGCCAUUUGGCCUCAUGUGUGAAGACCCACACACCUAUUUAACAGAGCGAUUCACCACCGUGGGCAUUUGUAGCAAACCACGGCAGAGGGAAAGGACAGGAACUUUAAGAAGAGAUUUCCUGCUCAACCGAAGGAGACAGCGAGAAUUGAAGAGGGAAAUGUUACAUUGCAGCAGGUGAAGAGGACGAAUUAAGGGACAAACACACACAGACACACACACAAGGAAAAUGCUGAGCGUGGAAAUGUACCCCAGUCUGACUCUGGGACCGCAGAGGAUCGGAGACUGCUUCUACAGAGACCGGCAGGGUCCGGCUCACAUGCCGAUGUACCCGCCUCCCGCCUGUGACGUGGCGACCAAGGCCCUGCCCCAGAGGCUUCUGGCCCCUCCCCCUGUCCCCAACGAGCCCGCUGCCAAAACCCCGAAAGAGGACGUGAGGAUGGAGCUGGAGAACGCGUCUCUAUGGAAACAGUUCAGUACAGUGGGGACGGAGAUGAUCAUCACCAAGAAGGGCAGGCGCAUGUUCCCUGGGCUGAAGUUGAAAGUCUCGGGCCUGAACCCAUCUCUCCGUUACAUCCUCCUCCUGGACAUCGUCCCGGCAGACAGCUCCCGCUACCGUUUCCAGGGCGGCGGUUGGCAGGCCGUUGGUGGUGCCGAGGCGAGGCUACCCGACCGAGUCUUCAUCCACCCGGACUCGCCGGCCACUGGGGCUCACUGGCAGAGCCGCACCAUCUCGUUUCACUAUGCCAAGCUCACCAACAACACACUGGACACACAGGGACACAUAAUUUUACACUCGCUGCAUCGCUACCAGCCCAGAAUUCAUGUGAUCGAAGCCAGAGAUGUGCUGAGGUGGGGCGGAGGUCAACACUCCUUUGUUUUCCCUGAGACCCAGUUUAUCACAGUCACCGCCUACCAGAACAACAAGAUCACGGAGCUGAAGAUCAACGCCAACCCGUUUGCAAAAGGCUUCAGAGAGGAAGGCAUGAACAGUAAAAAACAAAGAGAUGCAAGACAGAAGCGCAAAAUGUCCACACUGACAGAAACCUUGGAUAUUGUGAACUGUGAUCCAUGCGACUCUGCUGAGCUUCUGCCGCAGCCCAUAACCGCCACCCCCAACACCACAGACCUGCAGGCCCUCGCUCUGGCCUCUCUGCCCCCGCUGCCCGAUCCCACCUGUGGCUACAGACCAGAGGAGGCCUCCUAUCACGAUACGCUGGUCCCGGAGCAGCAACUCGACCUUGGCCAGGCGUUCAUGGCGUCCCAGAUGUCUGAUAUUGGCAUCUCGAUGGCCAGUGGGAUGCAGAGCACACCAGGGAGUGAGGUGGCCAAUAGUAUGAUUGAAAGAUCCGACACUAUUGGUGAACCAGCUUACACCUCCACCUUCCCCGCCGCUCAGCCUGACUCCUCCUCUUUCCCCACGGCUACCCUUUCUCAGUCCUCCCCCUUCUCCUCCCUCCCUCCUGUCCCCAACUCUUCAGAUGCAUCCAAUCCUCAGCCUCCUAUCGACUAUCCCUCCAUUCUCGCCUCCUCCCCCGCGCUCUCCUCCCCCUCUAGCACCACGCCGUCUCUGCAGCAGACCUCCUUCACCUUCCCCACUCCGCCUCCCUCUAACUCAUCCUCGCCACAGCCGCUUCUGUCCUCCUCCCCCUCUGCCAACACCUAUCACACCAUCCCGGAGGUAAUCAGCCCGCACACACCUGCGGACGCCUCUUUUUCUGCCCCGCCCUCCACCUGUCAGUCAAGUCUCCAGGGCCAGAUAUUGGCUCAGUCUCUGCUCGCCCAGCCUUGUGGGAAUAACGCACCUGGUGAUCAAAGCUCAGCAGCGUUUGUUGAUUCAAAUAUUCCUCUUGCUCCAGUUACCGCUCACCAAAACCAACCAGCUCCCAUCAUGCAUUGCUCCCUCCCCUCUCACACUGCUCCAGCAUCUUUUGCCUUCGCCUCCGUCCCCCCACACAUGCAAAAUCUGUCUUUUCCAAAUGUACCGCCCAGCUCUGCCCACCCUGCCCUGCACCUCCCGAAUCUGGGCCACCAAGCCCAGACUCCUGCCCUCGCUGCUGCCUUCCCUCACUCCUCCUUCACUCACCCAUCAUCCUCCCUUCCUCACCCUCCUUUCCAGCCCUCCUCCUGCUUGGCCUCCUCCUUCCAGCAGUCUGCGUCCUCGUUGCCACCAACAGCCCACCCUCAAAAUAUGCCCAAUCACUCCACUUCCUCCUCCACUUCCUCUUCAUACCCUCCAGUGGAAAUAGGUGCCAUCCCUCAAUUCAAUCAUAACGCCCCCUACCGCCCGGAGAUGGUGCUGCACCACCCAUCUCUUCUCCCUCAGCUGGAUCCAUCGCUUCCCUCCAAUCUUCCCACCUCCAACCCUCCCCAAUCUCUCUACCCUGCUUUCCCGUCCUAUCCUCUCCGGAUUUGUCAGGACCCUCACCCAUCCCUCUCCAUCCCCUUCAGGCAUCUGUACAGACAGCACCAGCAUGGCCACACUCACCCCCAGGGGUCCUACCUGGAUAUGAGCACAAGAGCUGUGUUUUAAAACACAGGACCGUUAUUUGUUGACAAAAUAUUUUUGGCUUGAUAGCGCUUUUAGGGGUUUUAUCAAUGUGUAGCAUUAGUUCAAGUAAACCAAUUGUACUUUGUGUGUUUGUGUUCCCAGGAAAUUAGCUGAUGAGCAGAUUUAUGAAAUUGAAGCAAAUUUGUAUAUAGUUGUGAAAGAUUUCUUUUUUCAAGUAUCCA
Acanthopagrus latus (yellowfin seabream) is the source of this 3100-nucleotide messenger RNA. RefSeq names its product T-box transcription factor 6 (gene tbx6). Gene Ontology annotation, biological process: heart looping; cell fate specification; positive regulation of DNA-templated transcription. Lineage: Eukaryota; Metazoa; Chordata; Actinopteri; Spariformes; Sparidae. Gene Ontology annotation, molecular function: DNA-binding transcription factor activity, RNA polymerase II-specific; RNA polymerase II cis-regulatory region sequence-specific DNA binding. Bases 597 to 2900 code for a protein of 767 amino acids. The record is from RefSeq and is a predicted model, not a curated record. The transcript has 8 exons. Gene Ontology annotation, cellular component: nucleus.